GCAGGAGCCGCUGUUAGCAUAGCUAACGGUUAUGUCCGCUGACCAGCGGCUGCCAGCUGGAGUAGAAGCUGCCGCUUCUUUUGCCUUAUUAGCCAGCCGAACAUUAGAAUUCUGGUUGAAUAAAUUUGAAGCAGAGAAAAUUAAUUUUCAUCGCAAUUUUUAUUACUGCGUUGGAUAUUAAAAUAAUCGCAGAAUGGGAAUGUGCUUGCCGUGCCUUGGUGGAGCAGCGGACGACGUUGUCGUCACCCCGGAUCCAGAGACAAGGAGGAGGCAGUUAGCAGAAGCUGCUGAGAAAAGACAAAAAGAGACAGCAUACAGGGGGGUCAAAAAUCCAGAUGCAGUUGAAAGGAAAAGGAAGAAACAAGAAGAAGUCGAGAAGCAGACAAUGACCACCUCUGUAUCCGGCGGUGGCGGCGGAUUAAAGUGGCAGGUUGGAUGAAAACCCAGAAGCGAAGUAAGACCUGGAAAGUUGGAAUCCACAUGGAGUCAGUCUGCUGGAUUACUUGAAGAA
Cyprinodon variegatus (sheepshead minnow) is the source of this 511-nucleotide messenger RNA. It is a transcript of the gene svip, whose product is annotated as small VCP/p97-interacting protein. Bases 194 to 439 code for a protein of 81 amino acids. Gene Ontology annotation, cellular component: endoplasmic reticulum membrane. Lineage: Eukaryota; Metazoa; Chordata; Actinopteri; Cyprinodontiformes; Cyprinodontidae. The record is from RefSeq and is a predicted model, not a curated record. The transcript is spliced from 4 exons. Gene Ontology annotation, biological process: negative regulation of retrograde protein transport, ER to cytosol; negative regulation of VCP-NPL4-UFD1 AAA ATPase complex assembly; positive regulation of autophagy.